Molecule: messenger RNA, 929 nt
Organism: Nothoprocta perdicaria
Lineage: Eukaryota; Metazoa; Chordata; Aves; Tinamiformes; Tinamidae
Gene: PGAP3
Product: post-GPI attachment to proteins 3
Exons: 8
Biological process (GO): GPI anchor biosynthetic process
Cellular component (GO): endoplasmic reticulum membrane
Molecular function (GO): hydrolase activity, acting on ester bonds
Source: RefSeq, a predicted model, not a curated record
GACCGGGAGCCGCUUUACCGGGACUGCGUGGCCCGCUGCGAGCGGCGCAACUGCUCGGGGGCGGCGCUGCGGCUCUUCCGCGCCCGGCAGCCGCUCUACAUGAGCCUCACAGGCUGGACGUGCCGGGACGAGUGCAGGUACGAGUGCAUGUGGUUCACGGUGCGGCUGUACGCGCAGGGCGGCUACCAAGUGCCUCAGUUCCACGGCAAGUGGCCCUUCUCCCGCUUGCUCUUCGUCCAGGAGCCGGCCUCCGCCUUCGCCUCCCUCCUCAACGGCCUCGCCAGCCUCGUGAUGCUGCUGCGCUACCGGGCCAGCGUCCCGCCCGCGUCGCCCAUGUACCGCACGUGCGUCACCUCGGCCGCGGUCUCCUUAAACGCCUGGUUCUGGUCCACGGUUUUCCACACCAAGGACACGGCUCUGACGGAGAAACUGGACUAUUUCUGCGCCUCGGCCGUGCUGCUGCACUCCACCUACCUGUGCUGCGUCCGGACGCUGGGGCUGCGGCGCCCGGCGCUCGUCAGCGCCUGCAGGGCCCUGCUGCUGCUGCUGCUCGCCGCCCACGUCUCCUACCUGUCCCUCGUCCGCUUCGACUACGGCUACAACAUGAUGGCCAACGUGGCCGUCGGGCUGCUGACGGUGCUGCGCUGGCUGUGGUGGUGCGCGCGGGGCGGCGCGCGCCUGCCCCACGCCUGGAAGUGCGCGGCGGCCGUGCUGCCGCUGCAGGCGCUGGCGCUGCUCGAGCUGCUCGACUUCCCGCCRCUGCUCUGGGUGCUGGACGCCCACGCCGUGUGGCACCUCGGCACCAUCCCGCUCAACGUGCUCUUCUACAGCUUCCUGCUGGACGACAGCCUCUACCUCCUCCGGGCCAACUCCGAGCCGCUCAAGGCGGACUAGGAGCGGCCCCCCGCCCCGUGCCAAGCCGGCCCGCG